Molecule: messenger RNA, 13129 nt
Organism: Chroicocephalus ridibundus (black-headed gull)
Lineage: Eukaryota; Metazoa; Chordata; Aves; Charadriiformes; Laridae
Gene: ROCK2
Product: Rho associated coiled-coil containing protein kinase 2
Exons: 33
Coding region: 1-4263 (1420 amino acids)
Biological process (GO): regulation of cell junction assembly; embryonic morphogenesis; peptidyl-threonine phosphorylation
Cellular component (GO): cytoskeleton; centrosome; cytoplasm
Molecular function (GO): Rho-dependent protein serine/threonine kinase activity; small GTPase binding; ATP binding
Source: RefSeq, a predicted model, not a curated record
AUGAGCCAGCAGCCGGCGGUGAAGAUGUCGUCGGCUCCCCUCACGGCGGAGGCACUGGAGCCGGCGGCGGGGAUGCUUGAGGGCCGCCAGAGGAAGCUGGAGUCCAUGAUCCGCGACCCGCGCUCCCCGGUCAACGUGGAGAGCCUGCUGGAUGGCUUGAAUUCUUUGGUCCUUGAUCUGGAUUAUCCAGCGCUGAGGAAGAACAAGAACAUUGAUAACUUCCUAAAUAGAUAUGAGAAGAUUGUGGAAAAAAUACGAGCUUUACAGAUGAAAGCUGAAGACUAUGAUGUUGUCAAGGUGAUUGGAAGAGGGGCUUUUGGAGAAGUGCAGCUGGUUCGCCAUAAAAUGACACAGAAGGUUUAUGCAAUGAAGCUACUUAGUAAAUUUGAAAUGAUCAAGAGAUCAGAUUCAGCCUUUUUCUGGGAAGAAAGAGAUAUCAUGGCCUUCGCCAACAGUCCGUGGGUCGUUCAGCUAUUUUGUGCCUUUCAAGAUGACAAAUACUUGUACAUGGUGAUGGAAUACAUGCCAGGAGGAGAUCUUGUAAACCUUAUGAGCAAUUAUGAUGUGCCUGAGAAAUGGGCCAAGUUCUAUACAGCCGAAGUUGUUCUUGCUCUUGAUGCGAUUCACUCCAUGGGCUUGAUACACAGAGAUGUGAAGCCUGACAAUAUGCUUUUAGAUAAACAUGGGCAUCUGAAGCUGGCAGAUUUUGGCACGUGCAUGAAAAUGGAUGAAACAGGCAUGGUGCGCUGCGAUACAGCCGUGGGAACCCCUGACUACAUAUCGCCCGAGGUUUUGAAAUCGCAAGGGGGUGAUGGUUAUUAUGGACGGGAAUGUGACUGGUGGUCUGUAGGAGUUUUCCUUUUUGAGAUGCUGGUUGGCGAUACUCCUUUUUAUGCAGACUCGCUAGUAGGAACAUACAGUAAAAUUAUGGAUCAUAAGAACUCGUUACAUUUCCCAGAUGAUGUGGAAAUCUCUAAGCAUGCAAAGAACCUUAUCUGUGCCUUUUUAACUGAUAGGGAUGUGCGACUUGGGAGAAAUGGGGUAGAAGAAAUAAAGCAUCACCCUUUCUUCAAGAGCGAUCAGUGGAACUGGGACAACAUUCGAGAGACUGCUGCUCCUGUUGUUCCUGAGCUUAGCAGUGAUAUAGAUAGCAGUAAUUUUGAUGACAUUGAGGACGACAAGGGAGACGUGGAAACCUUUCCAAUCCCCAAAGCCUUCGUGGGAAACCAGCUGCCUUUUAUAGGAUUUACAUACUAUAGAGACAAUUUGUUGCUAAGUGACUUCUCUCAGUCUUGCAGAGAAAAUGAAUCUGUGCAAUCUAGUAAAAAUGAGUUUCAGAAAAAACUAAGCAAGCUAGAAGAGCAGCUCAGUAACGAAUUACAAGCCAAAGAUGAACUAGAACAGAAGUACAGGUCUACUAAUACUCGUUUAGAGAAGAUAGUGAAAGAGCUAGAUGAAGAGAUAACUUCAAGGAAGAAUGUAGAGUCUGCAGUCAGACAGUUAGAAAGAGAGAAGGCUCUUCUUCAGCAUAAGAAUACAGAGUACCAGAGAAAAGCAGAACAUGAGGCAGAUAAGAAACGCAAUUUGGAAAACGAGGUUAACAGUUUGAAAGACCAGCUUGAAGAUCUAAAAAAGAGGAAUCAGAACUCUCAAAUAUCCAAUGAGAAAAUCAAUCAACUACAAAGACAGUUGGAUGAAGCCAAUUCUUUGCUGCGGUCAGAGUCAGAUACUGCAGCCAGGUUAAGGAAGAACCAGACGGAAAGCACGAAGCAAAUCCAGCAGCUGGAAGCUAAUAAUAGAGAGCUACAAGAUAAGAACUGCCUGCUAGAGAACGCGAAACUCAAACUGGAGAAGGACUUUCUCAAUCUUCAGUCAGCUCUAGAAUCAGAAAGGAGAGAUCGAAGUCAUGGAUCAGAGAUUAUCAGUGAUUUACAAGGUCGAAUAUCUAGCCUCGAGGAAGAAGUAAAAAAUGGAAAGAGUGCAUUAGCCAAACUGGAAAUGGAGAAGAGACAAUUGCAGGAGAAAAUUACAGAUCUAGAAAAGGAAAAGAGCAACAUGGAAAUAGAUAUGACGUAUAAAUUCAAAGUUAUGCAGCAGAACCUUGAACAAGAAGAAGCUGAACAUAAAGCCACAAAAGCAAGAUUAGCAGACAAAAAUAAGAUCUAUGAAUCUAUAGAGGAAGCAAAAUCUGAAGCCAUGAAAGAAAUGGAAAAGAAACUUUUGGAAGAGAGGGCUUUGAAGCAAAAAGUAGAAAAUCGGUUGUUAGAAGCUGAAAAGCAGCGCUCCAUGUUGGACUGUGAUCUCAAACAAUCACAACAGAAAAUCAAUGAGCUCCUUCGGCAAAAGGAUAUCCUAAAUGAAGAUGUAAAAAACCUGACAUUAAAAAUAGAGCAAGAAACACAAAAGCGCUGUCUCACUCAAAAUGACCUCAAGAUGCAAACGCAGCAGGUCAACACCCUGAAAAUGUCAGAGAAGCAGUUAAAACAGGAGAAUAACCAUCUACAGGAAAUCAAGUUAAGCCUGGAAAAACAAAAUAACGAGCUCCGCAAGGAACGUCAAGAUGCAGAUGGACAAAUGAAAGAGCUUCAAGACCAACUUGAGGCUGAACAGUAUUUCUCAACUCUGUACAAGACGCAAGUUCGAGAACUUAAAGAAGAAUGUGAGGAAAAGACCAAACUUUGUAAAGAAAUGCAGCAAAAGAUACAAGAGUUACAGGAUGAGAGAGAUUCCUUGGCUGCUCAGCUAGAGAUUACUUUGACAAAAGCAGAUUCGGAACAACUUGCACGUUCCAUCGCUGAAGAACAGUACUCCGAUUUGGAAAAAGAGAAGAUUAUGAAAGAGCUGGAGAUUAAAGAGAUGAUGGCUAGGCAUAAACAGGAGCUGACUGAGAAAGAUGCCACCAUAGCCUCUUUGGAGGAAGCAAAUAGGACACUAACUAGUGAUGUGGCUAAUCUUGCUAACGAGAAAGAAGAACUAAACAAUAAACUGAAGGAAGUACAAGAACAAAUUACAAAGCUAAAAGAAGAAGAAGCAAAUGUAGGAAAUAUUAAAGCACAAUUUGAGAAACAGUUGUUGAAUGAAAGAACAUUGAAAACCCAGGCUGUGAAUAAACUCGCUGAGAUCAUGAAUCGGAAGGGUCCAGUCAAACGUGGAGCUGACACUGAUGUACGGCGGAAGGAAAAGGAAAAUAGGAAACUGCAUAUGGAACUGAAGUCUGAACGAGAAAAGUUAACCCAAAUGAUGAUCAAAUAUCAGAAGGAAAUAAAUGAAAUGCAGGCGCAAAUAGCAGAAGAGAGUCAGAUACGGAUUGAACUCCAGAUGACUCUGGACAGCAAAGACAGUGACAUUGAACAGCUUCGUUCACAGCUACAGUCAUUACACAUUGGUCUAGACAACAGUAGCAUAGGCAGUGGACCUGGAGAUGCUGAAGCAGAUGAUGGCUUCCCUGAAUCAAGAUUGGAAGGCUGGCUAUCACUGCCUGUUAGAAACAACACUAAAAAAUUUGGAUGGGUUAAGAAGUAUGUAAUUGUAAGCAGUAAGAAGAUCCUGUUCUAUGACAGCGAACAAGAUAAAGAGCAAUCUAAUCCCUACAUGGUAUUAGAUAUAGACAAACUCUUCCAUGUCCGACCAGUCACUCAGACGGAUGUGUACAGAGCAGAUUCCAAGGAGAUUCCUAGGAUAUUCCAGAUUCUAUAUGCUAAUGAAGGAGAGAGCAAAAAGGAACAGGAAUUUCCCGUGGAGCCCAUGGGAGAGAAGUCAAAUUACAUUUGUCACAAAGGACAUGAGUUUAUACCUACUCUUUAUCACUUCCCAACCAAUUGUGAAGCUUGUAUGAAGCCACUGUGGCAUAUGUUUAAACCUCCUCCUGCUCUAGAAUGUCGCCGUUGCCAUAUCAAAUGUCACAAAGAUCACAUGGAUAAAAAAGAAGAGAUUAUAGCACCUUGCAAAGUGUACUAUGAUAUUUCAACGGCAAAGAAUCUACUACUGUUAGCUAAUUCUACGGAAGAACAGCAAAAAUGGGUGAGCCGACUCGUGAAAAAAAUACCCAAGAAGCCUCCAGCACCAGACCCCUUUGCUCGAUCUUCUCCCAGAACUUCCAUGAAGGUACAGCCAAACCAGUCCAUCAGACGACCAAGUCGACAGCUUCCUCCAAACAAACCAAGAUUGCUUGAUCUGGCAUUUAAGGACUGGGAUUGGUCAUUUGAUGAUGUUGAUGAUAUUGAUGGUGAUGAUGAUGACGAUGACGAUGUUUUUGAUUUCUGAAGAAGUAUAAGGGCUAACUGCUUUCCGUGAAUGCAGACACAAUUCAAGGUGAUAAUUUUCUUCCCGUUACAGCAAGACUGAAACAUAUCCCAAAAUAUAUUAAAAAUAUAUAUUUUCCUGAGAGAUUGUGCUAUAUAUAUCAGAGGUUUACAUUUUUGCUGCAAUAUAAAUUACUAAUCUCUGAGGGUUUUCCUGUAUUCUCCUGCGUGACUGAUCAAAUGAGGAAUGGUUGGUAAAUAGUAAAAGGAUAUGUUAGGUAACCUUUUAAACUCUGUUCCACAAAAGCUUUCUUGGCGAGACACACACACACUACAUUUCAUAAAAGGAUCGAGAGGAAUGAGUAUUAAAAUGGAAGAAACUGACUUUUCAGCUUUCAUAAAGAUGCCACCAGCAUGUCUGCAAGAAGAGGAGGAGGAAGAUCCACCAUAGUGAUAUAGACUGCAUCUGUAAGAAGUGACCAUUAUACUGUGUAUAUAUAUUGUACUGUAAUACUGCAAGAGGGUUUUAAAAAUCUUUCCACUUUAUUUUUUUAUGCUUAUUAAUCAGAUACCGUUACUUAUUGCAGUUGCAACUAUGCACUUGUAUAAAGCCAUAAUGUUGAAGUUUAUAUCAUUCAUACACGUCUAUCAAAAGCUGCAUGUCAGUGUCAGCAGCUAGUAUCAGUUUGAAGUAUGUACUAGUUUCAGCUACGUCAUCAUGGGCAGUCCUCUUUUACCUGUCUAAUUGCCUUAAUUUAAUUUUUUUUCAAGUUUUUUUUUGCCCAUUCUCUCUAUUUAAGGAAAAAAGAAGGUUUACCAGCUCUUAGGAUGCAAUUUUGCUUUGUGGCAGAAAAAAAAAUAGUGCACUAUUUUUACACCUAGUAAGUAUAUCAAUGUCAGCCUAUUUUGAAUGUAUAUCGACUGGUUUUAAGGGUGGAGAAGUGUUGGUUACAGAAACAACGUCGGAACCCAUUGGAAUUACUAGACCAUUUGCUUGUACAUGUAACUGCUCGUCCAGCCCUUUUUACAAACCUCAAUAUUAGUUAUUGACUUGUAUUAACCCUCAUUAAGUGCUAUGAAACUUCGUUUUGCCUUGUUUUUGCAUAUUCUCCUAGAUGUGUUUUUUAUUUCUGGGAAGAAAAAAAAAAAAAAAAAAAGAAUCUGUGACUCUUUUUACAUUUCACAACACAAUAUCCAAGGACUGUCACAAACGUUAAGAAAAUUAAACAUACUGUAGAUGUAUUUUAAAAUUUUAAAUCUGGUUCUCUAGCACAUAGCUGUAGGCAUAGAUAAAUAUCUCAGUAGUGUGUUUUGAGAACUGAUAGCUGGGAAGAAAGGGCCUCAGAGGCACUUAAUCUGACUUUUUUUUAAACUUGGAAUUGUACAAAAAAUAUAAUUUAUGUGGGCUCAUUCAUGAUGUGUUCAUAAUUAUCCCAGAAAAUGCAUGUUUUAUACAACUACAGUAUGCGAUGUUAAACAUAUUGACAGUAAAAAAUGUAGUCUCCUAUUUGGUCUCUUUAUAUAUAUAAAUAUAUAUAUAUAUUUAAAAUAUAUAUAUAUAAAAAAUAUUGUGUGGGAGUGCAGUAAUUUAAAAUAUGAUCUAACACUUCAAUGAAGGAGGACAUUUCACUUUAAAAUUUUGUUUGUUUGUUUUUGUUUUUUAAAGAGUGUUGAAAUGUUUGGAAGGAUAGGACCAUGAUUUAUUUAACACUAUCAUGAAAGGUGGACUUGGAAACACUGAAAUACUGAAAAUGAAUGAAUAUAUUUACAUUUUGUAACCUCUACUACAGUUCAGCUUAACAGAGCCAGAAUGUAUUCAGUCUUCUAUUUAUGCACUCGCAAAGUAAAAUGUUGUUUGUGAGUUCUUAAAUUCGAAACAAAAACUCUCAUAUCGUUUCUGUGAGGUAUUAUAACCCGGCGCACAGCUACAGUGUUUUUUUUCCCUGCUUGUUUUGAUUUACAGAAGUACGGUAUAUUUUUAGGUAAUGCAGAUUUGCAUAAGAGUACAACAUUAAAAAUGUAUACAGUAAAACUGUUUCCAUUCACUGAAUGCAUAAAUAUUUUAUAUAUAUAUAUAAAACAAAUGUUACAUUGUGGGAAGUUCUAUCCUUUUCGGAAUUGGAGAAUAUUAUAUAUAUAUUUUUAAAUAAACUAUUUGAGUAAGGUAAAAUAGUUCCUGAACUUGAGAAGCUGGUAAUUAAUUGAAAUAUUUAAAUACGUAGGCAACUACUGCGGCAGAUAUGGGAAAGGCAAGGGUUGCUCAGGAGGAAGCCGAGCGAAGGCUGCGUGCGGAGGAAGGGCAGACUGCGAGGGAGCCGUUCUGGCAGGCCAUCAGUGCUGGGGCUGGACCUGGUGCGCUCCCUCUCCUCGGCUUGUCCUCGUUUACUGGGAAUGCCUGGGGCCCUGGUAAGCCUGACAUUUUAGGAAAGGUACUGUAUUAUAGUAUUUACACUAGCCACAGUUGAUACAUUCGAUACUUGCAGAAAUAGUCAUUAGCUAUGCGUACAGCAGGCCGUGUUGAGACGCUAUCGUAGAACGAUAUGGGCUGGCAGGGAGCACUGGAGGUCCUCUGGUCUGACCUCUACCUCAAAGCAGGGCCAACUUGGCAUGGGUUCCUCAAGGCUCUUGAGGUUUCAGUGCUUCUAGGGAUGGAAGUGUCAGUUCUCCUUCAUGCAGUUCGUCCCAAAAGAAAGGAACGGUGUGGGCUGUGUUGAGCUGUAACGUGGAGAUCGUUUGGCCAAUGGUAUGAUGUGCAGGAGCCUUGUUUUGUACCCAGGACGCAAAAGGCAAAGCUGCCCUUCUCACUUGUCCUUCUGCUGGAGACAGACCUUCCAUCUUCUGAUCUGUGAAUGCAAAGAACUCUCAAAUGUUUGUUCCGGGAGACUGUGGUGUUUCCUUAUGGUCCAGUGGUAACCUUUUAAAAUUUUUUAAAGAAGAGCAUAUUCCUGAACUAAGGAAUAGUUGUCUGAAAGUCACUGAUGUUUAAACGCUUCUUUUUGUAACAGGGCUGUCCCAGCAAACAGGACGUUGUUAUGGCCUGGGUGACUUUAUCUAUAGAAAUUCUCUCAUUGCAAGUCCUUUUGUUUGGCAAAAGUAAACAAAUAGCAUAGCCAAGUUGCAAAUUAACCUCAUGGAAGAAUCGGGGGUCAGACCUGGAGCCAGAAGCUUCUUUACACUUGUAAGGAAGUUCCUCUUUGGUUCCUGUCCAAGAGCUCACCAGUACGGAAGCUGGAUAGGAAGACCCCAUCGGAGUUAACGUGUCAGAUGUCACAAAGACCUUUCUGAAAGGAGAUUUCCACUUCUGUCCUAGUUGCGUGCUGCAGUUUCCUACUUCUAGUGGUUCCUGCCAAAGCUCAGCCCCUCUCAGCGCUGCCAGCGAUCCAGCACCAAGUCUGAAGGAAACACCGUGGUUCUUGUGCAUGGCUGAUGCUGUAACCAAAAUGUCCCAUGGACCAUAGUACCACAUAGGACUUGGAAAUGUCCAAGAAGCUGAAGGAUCUUGGCAGUCAGUGACAGUGGCCAAAUUGAAAACAUCACUGAAGUUUCACUGCACGUGACUAAGUAUCUUGCUACCUCUGAUGAAGACUCUGAACCUCCUACAUUUUGGACAGGCGUUCAGUGGCGUGCUCAAGUCUCCAAGGCCAGGAAGGCAGCCACUAGAGAUGAUGUGCUUUCUCUCUUUAGUUUCUCAGGCAACGUCAGAUGGUCAUUAGAAUACUGAGCAUUUAUGUUUAUAAUCUUACAAUUUAUGAGUUUCCCAUCUAGCUUUCAGAGAGUUAUCCUUGGAAGAGGAUUUAUAUUUUUUGGUCUCAAGUGCCUUCACCCAUCCUGUGCUUGUAAGGUCAUAUUUUGGAUGCUGCUGCGAAAAGGGGGAACUUGUAUGAAAAUAAACUUCUUACUGCAUAGUUCUUACAGACCCUCACCACCUCCUUAUUCUGUUUCUAAGGCAGGAGAACAUAAUGGUCCAGUUCAGGGAUCUGGAGUAUUUCUGUCUCCUCCGUAUUCCUGGAUAGUUUUCCUCUGCAUUCAUGUUAAAAUAGUGGUUCAUUUGUUUUUUCGGUGGACUACAGUAGAUCUUCAGAAUAUUUUGUGGACUGCCAUAUGUGCACAUACUACGCUUUAGGUUGAAAACAAUAUCUGUUAUAUGACAAUUCUAUAAGCCAGGUAAGGGAUUAUCAGCAUCCCAUGGAUCAUGGGGUUUUGCCUGCUGCUUUGAAGUAUCCCUCAUGAGGGUGGGAAGGAGCUGUAUUUUGAUCUCUGUAAAAGAUGUUGAUGGAGCAGUUCUGAAACUAAUUCAUGUUCUGUGUUGAAGUUGCCUGUAAAGUGGACAAUGAUGUACUAAGACACGCUCAUCUGAGAAAUGAGACAUCAUUGUAUGUCGCAGAAAAGAACACUGCGUUCUAAACACAUCAAAUCUAGUUCUCCCCAGAAACUACUGCAACGAGUGGAAAAGCUCACCAUAAAACCAUUGCUCCAAGAAGUGGAGACUCGGAGGAACUGUAAUUUGUUAGCACAGGGAUGCCAAUUACCAGGCCUUGUUAUGAAUAUCGGGGUUGUGAAUCUUUGCCCCUUUGCAGGCAGGAGACAUUGUUUUAUGAGAAAGUCAAGUGACUCCCUGAUACUUGCCAUUGCAAGUGUGCAGCUAGAUUUGACCACUGCUGCUUUUGCUCCAGCCAUUUUACAGAAGCUCCGGGAUUAAAGGGAUCUUUCAAAAUGAAAGUCACGGGCAAAGGUACCAAAAUGACAAAGUUACAAGUGUAUGUAGUCCUGCAUACCUGAAAGAAAUCUGGAAAGAAAGGGCAGAGAGCGAGGCGGCUGCAAGUCCCUGCAGCCCUUUCUUGGGUUGCUUGGAGGAGCUGUGUAGAAACGUUUUCACAGCCAAGGCGGCUGCAUGCGUUGCUUCACUCGGAUCACCCCAUUUUGAGGUCUAGGUCUUCGACAUCUGUUCAGAGAUGUGAGCCCCCUUGUAGGUAUAGUCUUAUGUCCCAGUGCAGCUCUUGGGUCAUCCAGUUCUUCUUAUCACUUGUCAUUACCCUUGCUAGCACUUGGGGAUCUUUAUUUGCCCAAGGAUGCUGUUGCACCACUUGGUACACGUGGCCACCCAACAGGAAGUACGUCAGGCUUGCGGGAUCAUUGCCGAGCCGCCUCUUUUCCUUUGGAUUCCCAACUGCUUAGACUUAAGGCACUAAAUUGGCACUAAUCAGGCACCGACCUUGGUGUACUGGGGGCCAACUGAGAUUCAGUUGGAUCUGUGUCACCGCUUGCCCGCUCUGGGGUGAUGUUGAGUUUGAUGAAUACAAUAAGGGAGCUCCCCUGUGUGCGUCCUGUACCAGUGAGAGCUACGGCGAUGGGAGUUUUAUUACUGGGAAGGUGGGCAUACGUGCAAGCUUAAAACAAAUACCACCAAUGAGAGAGGAAAAUAUCUUUGACGACUCCUCAUGGAGGAGUCGUGCUGAUGGUGCAUUUCAGGAAAAAAUAAUUUAAAAUCCUUCAAGUCACUGUCUCGGAAGUCAGCUCAGUGUAAUCUGUGUAUAGUCCAUUGCUCAAAGGCAAAAGAAUUUAUUUACAGUAAUUGGGUAACUUAAAGUAUGCUUUACACAAACUCAAUUUGUGCUUCAUUAGAUUCCCGACUGCCUGAUUUAUGUGGCUGAGGGGACAGUGAGGCACAGGAAACGUGUUCUUCCAUUUACGCUUUUCGUACAGUUUGAGACCGGUCAGCGCCUUGGUACGGGCUGGCCAAAGCCCCCAAGUUCAAACGCAGAAGCCAUGUACAUCCCAGAGCAGGCAUCCGCACAGAUGACUUGUAAUUACAGUAAGGUGGUAAGUAGAAUUUGUUUUCAUCAUGGAGCCGUGUUACUAUUCAAUUUGAAUCAUAAUCGUUAUCAGCUGGCUUCUCUUGUCACAUUUUAGGCUGGCGCAGGUUCUCUCCUUUAGCUUCCCGAAUCUUGACAGAUAAACCAAGGCGUCUGCCCUCUUAAAGCUGCUUUCCUGGGAAUGGGUAAUUCCACAUAAUUUACGGAAGUAUUUGUUCAGGCUACUGACAAUUUAAGACAGUUGUAAUGAGGCGAAAUAACAAAACGGGGCAUGAAAAAAAUUAUGACAAAUAUUUAAGUUGUCCUUAAGGUAUCCCCAAUUAAAUUUCAUCAAGUGUAUCACGUAGUGUAAAAAACCUCUUGUUUUAGCCCCAGUCCAAAGACGAUUUUUUCCAAGGCAGUGACGGUGCUUGCUCCAAACCACUUCCAAGGGGGAAUGGAACAAUUGAUACCUUUAGCUUGAAGGUGUCUUGAUCUUGCCAUCGGGCAGGAAACACCUGAGGUCCAUCAGGACUCGGGUCUGUGAGACUGACAAGGUCUUGCGGUUGGACCCAUCACCAGCAAUGAGCUGGCAGGUCCUUACCCUGAUGUUUAUUGUGGCUCCCAGACACCUAUUUGACGCCAAGAUCCAUCCUCUCUGAGAGCUCUUAAGUAUCUUGGAGAACUCUUGCUCAAAAUCAAGCAAAUUAAAUUCAGUACACACCAAGAAUUUAGUAACAUCCUAUUUUAAGGGUUUUUUUCAGCUUCCUCGCAUUCCAGACUGGGACAUCCUUCGACCUUUAUUAGCGAUGAAGGCAACGUUUCAUGCUCUGCUUCGUACAUAAAUACCACUCUCAAGUAUCAAAGAAUCUGGAAGGGAAUAGAAUAAACCAGCCUGGAAAGAAUUAGCAGGGAAAUAAUCGUUAAUUCACCAUCAUAGAAAAUACAUGGCUGGGAAACUACCUCAUUUGAGUUGAUCUCCACAUCUGUGUAGCUUUUCUUUUUGUGGGCUCUGAGAUGUUAUUUCUUUUUUUUUUUUUCCCCCCACCCCGCUGUAUUGCGUAUGUCCUUCAAUGGAUAAUGAUGGUUUGGUGGGGGAAGAGUAAUUUUACCUCAUUUAAAGAAGUGAACGAAGGCCUCCUACAAGUUGUAAGCUCUUUGGGACCUUUGGGCUAAUUGUGAAUGACUUUCUCCAAAGAGUCAAAGCACUUUAAAACCCGGCUUUGAGCUCUAGCGGUUGAGGGAACUUCCCCCCUGGCUCCUUGCUCCCCUGUUUCACUAGAGCAGACCAGCUGGGUUAGGGAGAAGCUUCGUGCCCAGCAGACGAGGACAGGCAGCUCUGAGCAGUCCAAGCGAUAAAAUCUUUUGCUGGGUUGGAGCACACGAAGGCACACGUCUGCGUCUGCGUAGUUGUGCUCUGCACAAAACACGAAGGGUUAUGCAGACCCGUAGGGUGGGGGAGACGGUGGGUCUGCAUUUGCGUACGACUUUCCUGUUCACUGGGGGCAGUUCAGAAACAGGCUUUUGGGGAAAGAAAAGUAAACUAGACGCAUCUUCCACUUCCCACAUCCUCACUUCCAGACCUGCCACCUGCUGUCUCUGGAAUCGUGUCCCCAUUGUGGGGGAGAUAGCACGUCUCAUGAUAAAUGUUGCCUCUUCCGUACUGUUAAACUGAGCUCUGGCCAGGCGCAGCUUGUAGCUUAUCUGUUACCAAACGCACAGUUCAUCGUCUCCCUAGCUGGAGAGGUUUGGGGUUAUUCAGAUCUUGUCUUUUUGCAGCCAAGAAAACUCAUACUUUUUGAAAGCCCCGACAGGAUCCGCGCUUUAUCAUCCAGGACAGGAGGGGCUGUUUUGCCCCAUGAGCUUGCUGUGAGCUGGUGCAGUUAGACACUGUGUGUAAUUCCGCACGUCUAGAGGAUCGGUGAACAGAGGCGUGUUACUUCCAGCCCUGGGGAGAAAAGUUUUUCCCUGGUUUACGCACACGGCAACAAAUCCAAGAUGCAACAAUUCCAAGAUGCUGUCCCUGCCACCUUUGCUCCGCUGCCGUGUUCCGCCACAGACGGCUUGCUCAUCUCCUUCCUAGUACGGCCGAAUGACACGUUUAACAGGAUUUGUCCUCCCCAACUGUCCUGUCUGAAGCCAUCGCCUUUAAUCCAGCUGCUGAGAAGAUUAUGGGUUACCUGCUGGAAAACAACAGGGUCUGCGCUUCCACAGGGCUUGCCCAGGACUUGACCACGCUUCUGCCUUACAAAAGUGAAAUAAAUUAUUCAGGGGGGGAGGGCAAGAAAGUGUGUAAAAUUAUUUACUGCUAGUGAUUUGUUCCCUAUCUCCUGCAGCUUGAAUGAGAACUCACGGUCCAGCUUUCCAAGUCCACAAAAUUACUUUACCUUAAGCAUAAGCUUGUGAAUUGUCCAGUUUUAUUUCUUUUCCUCAGUCUUUUUUUUUUUCCACAAGUUUCUAAUAUGAUUUAUUCUAAGUAUAUUAAGUAACCUGUAAAAAACUUCUUACAUGCAUUUUAUGAUGAAAAAAACCAACUUGAACCGCAAACGGUGUCUUCAUUUUAGUACAGCAUCGCUCAGGACUAUGGAAGAUGUCCAUAACAGACAGGGUUUGGACUCUAUACAAAUCUUUAUCGAGAGGAGGCUUUAAUUAAAAAAACGAGAUGAGAAGGGUGUUUUUUUCAUUUAAGAUGCUGGAGGUCUUUAGCAUUUUACAGGUUAAUAUACAGCCUGACGCUUCAAAAAUUGAGGUGAAACCUGCCUAUUAAUGACCUGUAAUGAGUAUUUCAUUUCCUCUCCAUAGACGGAAACAGAAUAAAAAAAUGAAACGUAAGGAAAAUGAGCAUUAAGAAUGACAUUAAUCAGUCAUGAAGAACAGCAUUUAUUAAAAUGACCUGAAAAAUGCAUCACCUGCCACCAUUUAGACCACUUCAGGUACUUUACACAGCUCUAGUAACAUCAGUAACAGGAUGUUCACAGUUACUCGCAACCAACACAGCAACAUUUACAUAUUUUAUUGGAGCAGUAAAAAUUCCUCAUCUUUGGACUUGCUCUCAAUAAUGUGAGAUACAUGAAAUCGUAUGUCCCCAGACAUACC